Messenger RNA from Durusdinium trenchii, 2397 nucleotides. Lineage: Eukaryota; Dinophyceae; Suessiales; Symbiodiniaceae. The record is from the annotation of a GenBank genome assembly.
AUGGCCCUGACCAUCCUCCUUUGCUUGAACCCGGAGAUCUCUAUCUUUGAGGAGGACAGCUUUAUUGAUCUUUGCAGUGGCGGCUAUGAAUGGAGCCUGGGUUGUGGAACAGCCAAGAAGCUCGUUGGUACACUGGCACCCGAGAUUCCGGGACUUGUGGCGAUCCCUUCCGAAGGUCUACCAGGCUGCCUGGUGGAUGGGGGCCUAUGGCUCUCUCACCAUGAAAAGGCACAUUGCCUGGUCGAACUGCAGGUCUUGUCGCUGUCAACUGUGAAGGACUACGAACGCAUGUUGGCAGACCUGAAAAAGAAAGUGGGUAUGGAAGCCAUCGAGGAUGAUGUCGAGUUCACGCGGCUGGGUGUGGUGGAAGAGGGGAAUGAGAGUGAGGAAGAGAGUGAGAAAGAGAAGGCGGCCAAUCAGGAGUAUCUCAAAUUUUGCACCUUCACCAAUGCCUUGCUCUCCCGCUCGAACAAGCUCACUGAUCUGAUUGCGUCGAUGGAGUUUGAGUCCACCAGAUCUUUGGAAGAUGCUAUUCAGACUUUGCAGUCAGAAUACCAAACUUGCGACUCUGUCAAGUUUGAUGCGGCGGACUUGGCUGACAAAAACACUAGCGAGCACGAAGCCAAACCGGUGGCCAAGGCAAAUGUUCGCCAGAACCCAACAGCCAGCAGGGCUUUGAGAGCCUUCGCGGCAGUUCGAGAAGAAGAUGCUGAGCGUGGUGCUCGGCGUGUCUUCGUUGACUAUGGCUACGCGGCGCCAAUUCACAUCUCCACAGUGAAUUUAGGUGAUGAGAAACACCUCGAGCAUUUCCCUUGGAUGAGGCUGAGUGAUUGGGUGCGAUACUUGGCUGACGAAAGCCUGCUUUCUCAACAGCUGGUUGGGGUGCAGCCCAGCAAGUUGAAAGCUGUCCUGGCAGAGUUUUGGAGAAGGUACCGGCACCUAGAGCCUUCUCACCCAGUCUUUCAGCGUGCAGAUAUCGCCCUGGAUCGGCUGAUUCCCUACUACACCCACACUGACGAAGGGCGAACAGUUCGAGAUAGUGCGUUGUGGAUAUUGAGUGUCCAUGGUGUGAUUGGGCGCGGGACUGCUUCUUUUUUGAAGGCAGGGCGCCACAAGGCACCAGUGCACAGGAACUCUUUGGGGCUCAACUAUGUUGGCAGCACAUGGGGGACGCAUUGCUUGAUAGCGACGAUGAUGAAGUCAGUAACUUCACAUCCAGGAGCAAUGGACAAGCUGCUGCAAGCCUUUGCUGAGGAUGCCAAGGCUCUGUACAAUGAUGGCUUCACCUCGGAGACUGGUGAGCAAAUGUGGAUGGUGCAUUUUGCCUGCAAAGGUGACCUGCCUGCCUUAGCAAAGGUCGCCAAUAUGACCAGAACCUUCAGUCAUGCUCCGAAAGCAAUGUCGACCAGAAACCCAAGCCGUGGUGUUUGCUGGCUUUGCUCUGCUGGUCAGGAGCAUGAUCCCAUCACAGGUCGUCAGGCCUACCCGUACGAGGACCUGACCCCAACACCUUGUUGGGAAACUACAAUGUUCCAGGAGGCUGCCUGGCAGACUUCACCAACGAUCCUUGAAGGUUUGGACCUCAACGAAGCACAGCAAAUGGCUUUCUUCCAGACAGACCUCUUUCACAACCUUCAUUUGGGGGUUCUCAAGUCCUUCACCUCCAGCGCCAUAGUGAGCUUUGUCGAGGCCAGCCCAAGUCUUGAGUGCUUGGCCAGCUUUGGGUCAGUGGAGAGCAAGUUCCAGGAGCUGACAAGAUUAUACCAAGAGUUUUGUCGCAACAGGAAUGUGCGACCCUAUUUGUCGGAGUUGUCUCGUGACACGAUGUGCUGGCCCAUGAGCUCGGCAUGUCCAGCAGCAAAGUGGAACAAAGGUCAAGCCACUGCCGAAGUGGCAAGAUUUGUGGAUUGGUUCUGCAAAGAGUUUGUUUCUGGAAAAGUGGAUGAUGCCAAGUUGAACUCCAUUGCAGCGGCGGUCUCAGCCAUCAACAUUUCGAUGACCUUUCUCUACCAGAAUGGCCUUUUCAUUCGUGCAGCCCAUGCAAAGCAGCUUUCACAGUGGCUUUUUGUCUUUCUUGGCCACUAUGCAUGCUGUGCAGAGAUAUGCCUGAGAGAGCGCAAGCGUCGCUUUCCACUUUACACAAAGGCCCACAUGUUGGCUCACGCCGCUCUUUUGUUGCGUCGCUCUUCUGAGAGAGCGCCCUGGGCGCUGUCGCCGCUGGCGACAGCGUGCCAGAUGCAAGAGGAUUUCAUCGGAAAACCUUCUAAAGUUUCCAGGCGCAUCAAUGUGCGUCAGGCACACAGGAAUAUCCUGUGGCGAUGCUUGAUCAAAACAAAGUUCUCUUUAAUCGCUGCUGCGCAAGACAUGCGCGGCAUGGAUGCCUACCCAGGUGCAUAA